Molecule: messenger RNA, 4988 nt
Organism: Anguilla rostrata (American eel)
Lineage: Eukaryota; Metazoa; Chordata; Actinopteri; Anguilliformes; Anguillidae
Product: trichohyalin-like
Exons: 29
Coding region: 136-3858 (1240 amino acids)
Cellular component (GO): myosin II complex; cytoplasm; myosin filament
Molecular function (GO): actin filament binding; microfilament motor activity
Source: RefSeq, a predicted model, not a curated record
CUCUCUCAACUGCUGCCGCUUGACAAUCAGAGCAGCUGUGUGGAGCCUGGAGGGUGCACUGAGGCCUUGUUCCCUUAGGGGAAGGACGAAGGAAGACAGUGAGGAAACAGCACCAAGCCAUUCCACAUACAGGACAUGUCCCAGCAGCGGGGAAGCGGAGAGGGCAGUCGGACCCCCAGCAGCGAUGGCUGGGGGUCAGAAUUGGGCUGGGCGUCCCUGGCCCACAGUCACAGACAGCCAUUCAGAGCAUCCAGUCCCCUCUCUCUGACUCACCUGGACAUGUGGGACAAGAAGGCCCCCCUCAGAGCUCAGUCCUCAGUAUGGAGCAGCAAGGAAGGCAUGCCUGGGGGCGGACUCUACUACACACACAAGGCCAGUUCCCCUGGCAGUGACACAGAGGUGAGUCUCCGGACGUCUCAAGGUGCGAGACGAUGGCAGUCCCUGUCCCGCCUGGCCCCCGAGGGUGCCCCACGGUCCCUGUCCCCCUCCCCGGGGGCGGAGCUUCGGGCAGCUCUGAUGGAAAGUGGGGCGAGGAGGGCGGAGCUGAUCCAGAGGCUCCGGGAGGCCCAGGAGAGGCUGGACAGCCAGACGGACCUGCUGAAGGCCAGAGACACGCAGCUGCACCACAGCCAGACCAGCACACAGCUGCUGGAGCUGAGGCAGAAGCAGCUGGCGGAUGCCGUGAGCUCUCUCGAACAGGAGAAGGAGACGGCCGAGCUGUGCCGAUUUGAGGAGAGUCGACGCCGGGGUGAACUUCAGGACAAGGUCCUGCAGUUGGAGCUGGACAUGCUGAAGAUGCGAUCUACCCUGGAGAGGAAGGCCUGUGCCCAGCAUACUCCUCCGCUGACCCUCACCCCACUCGGUAGCGCCACCUACAGUUCACCACUCAGUAAAACACUGCCCAGCACUCAGGAAGACUUCUCCAAGCAGAGGAGGCGCCAGAUGGAGAGAGAGCUGAGGGAGGCCAGAGAGGCCCUGAGAGAUGCACAGGAGAGUCUCCAGUCUCUGGAUGAGGAGAAAGACCAGGCUCUCCAGGAACUCCACUCAGCCAAAGAGAGCCAGCUGGCGGUGCAGACCCAGGUGGAGGAGGCCAAACAAAGGCUCAACAGCGCCAUGCGAACCCAGAGCGAGCUGCAGGACCAGCUGAGUGAAGCCCGCAGCCACCUGGGGCAGACAGGCCUGGAGAGAGAUCUGCUGUCCUCCAAAGUGCUGAGGAUCGAAGACUGCCUGGAGGACGUGAAGCUCAAGCUGUCCACAGCAAUGGCUGAUAAAGACCGCCUCAUGCAGGAGAAGGUGGAGCUGCACCAGCGUGUUCAGAGCCUGGAGCUGCAGUUGGAGAGGGCCCAGCGUGGCCGAGAGGGCUACACGGACCAGGUGUGUGAGCUGCACGGGGAGCUGGUGGACACCAAGUCCCAUGUCAACCGGCUGGAACAGGAGAAAGUCCAGAUGAAGGAAGAGCUGGUCACUCUGAAAGAGUUGCAUAAGACAGGGUCAACAGAGUUGGGGGAGGCAAGACAGAGGCUUGAGGCAGUGCUGGGGCAAUUACACGAGCUGGAGGCUGAGAAGGUGAUUCACACCAAUCAGAUUGUGGCGCUGGAGACAGAACGCUCGCAGCUGAUUGGAGAGAAGGAGGAGCUGGUGAGCAGCCAGGAGGAAGUGACAGAGCUGAGAAAGAGCUGCCAUAAGCUCAGAGAAUCCCAGAAUUCCCUGCUGCUGGAGAACCAGGAGCUGCAGAGUAAGUGCCAGGCGCAGGAGGCAGGGAUUUUUGGGAAGGAGGCGGAGCUCCGGCAGAAGGAAGCGCAGCUCCAGCAGAGGGAGGAGGAUCAUGCGCAGACGGAGGCAGACAUGGCGCAGGAGGUGGAGGAGCAGCGGAGGGUGGGGUCACACUGGAAGGAGAGGUGGCAGGAGACAGCGGUGGCACUGCGGACCGCCCAAGACGAACUGGAGGAUGCCAGGAGGCAGCACUCUGCAGAAAUGUCCCAAUUGAGGCAGGAGGCAGCACAACUGGCCCAGGAGCUGGAGAAAGUUCAGAGGGAAGCCCAGAGCAGCCAAGAGCAGAUGCAGGCCAUGCUGCAGCAGAAAGCAGACAUGGAGGCAGAGCUCAAUAGAGUCAAGAAGGAGGGAGGUGCUCUGGUGAAAGUGGAGCUGGAUGCCUGCAGGCAGCAGCUGGACCUGGAGAAGAACAGGAGCCAGGCUUUACUGCGUCAGCUGAGCAGCAGCCCUGUGAGGGAGGGAAGACGAGGUAGCCUGCUUCAGGAGUCUCCCAGAGAGAAGGAGGUUUCAGACUGGACAGAUGGAGGAGUCAAGAACCCAGCAGCUGAAACUCAGGACAGAGGCACAGAGACAGAUUUUUUUCCAGCUCUAGAGCAUGUUCAGUCUCUUCAGAUGAGCUCAAGCCAACAGGACAUUGUCCAGGCCCUCAGUGCAACCUCUCUGCAGGAAGUGGAUGGGGAGCUGGGGCAGAUGAGGGCGGAGCUACAGAAAGUGUGGGACAUGUUGCGAGAGCGGGACACUGAGCUGGAGGAGCAUCAGCAGGAGCUGCAGUCUGCACGCGGGCAGGUAUCACAGCAAAGCAGCGAGGUACAGAGGCUAGAGCAGCAACUGACAGAGAAGGAAGAAGAGCUGGAAAAGAAGGAGCAAGCUCUGAGGCGUAUGGAGAGGCUGCGAGAAGCAGAGCGUACCGAAACACAAAUUACAGUCUCCUCACUGGAGAUGAAGCUGGCAGAGCUGACGGAUCUGGGAGUCACAGAGAAUGAGAGGAAAGGAAGUCCAGAGCGUACCAGAUCCUCUGGCCCGGCAAAUUCACAUCCAGACUCCCUGCAAGCGGAGCUGGAGGACAUGAGGAUGAGAAAUGCUCAGUUGCAGCAGGAGAGAGACAGGGUUGUGCAGACUCUGCAGCAGCUGCAACAGCGUAAAACAGAGAGAGUCCUUCCUGAGAGCAAGAAGGAGAUUCGUCCAGAAAACCUGGACCAUGACAAACAGAGGAGGCUGGUCACUGAGCAGCUGAAGAGCCUGUUCAAGGAGAGAGAGCAGCUCGGACGGGCUUAUGAAAAAUCAGCAGCGGCGCAAAGGGGGUCACAUUCAUUGCAGGACUGGACUGGAAAAUCAAAGAUCAUAAAGAAUGCUAUGGACACACUAGCCAAUCAGAAGAGGAGAGAGCAUGAGCUCCAGCAGGGCAGAAACAGUCUGCCUGGGGUAACAGAGAGGGUUGUGUCUGAUGGGCAGCAGGGGGUGCCAGAUAUUCCAGAGCUUCAAGGAAUGCAGGAGCAAGUGGCAAGGCUUACAGAGGAACUACACAGCAAGACUGAUAAGAUGUCAGCAAUGAGUGUGGAAAUCUGCAAUCUGAGAGAGAGAAAUGAGAAUCUCCUAACAGCCAAGCUGAGAUUCCAGCAACAAAUACAGGGGCUGAGAGGGACAGAACCAUCAGGAGAGAGGAAGGAGCGGGGAGUUCCCCAUCGUGUUGACAUGCCCAUGGAGGGAAAGAGGGAGCCGGAGCCUUUCUCCAACAUUGAAGAUGGGACAUACGUGGCCAAACAGGUGAAUGUCGGGGGCUCUGAGGAAGAAGAGGGUGAUGAGGAGGAAAAAGAGGUGAGGGUGGCAGUGGCUGGGGAAGCUGGAGGGAGCAGCCGGCAAGACCCCUGGCCAUCCUGGGAUAGCCUCCCUUCCCCUGCCUGCACCAACACCACAUCCACGCCCCUUUUCCGCGCGAUCUCCCCCGACACCCUCAACCUCCCGCCCCCCUCAGCGAACUGGUCCCCUGACCUCUCCCCCCGCUUCCCCCACAGCUGGGCAGGGUCCCAGGAAUGCCUGCCCUCCCCACGGCCCUACCGCCCACAGUCUGCCAGAGAGACACAAUAGAGCCUACUCUUCUCCCAGUUUAGACACGGAAUGGAGACUAGAGCCAUUAGAGCCAGUGAUGUUUAAAUCUGCAGCUCUGUGCCAACUGCUGUCAUCUCACAGGUGCCUUCUUGAAUUAAGUGGACUGCACUGCACUGCACGAGGAGCCUUAAUACUGCAGCACCAUGGUGCCAAACAGGGUGAUCUGCCCUGGGUCCCAGUGCACUAUCUGCAAUACCUCAAAGGCUGAUAAACUCAGGCCAUGCAGUUAUGUUUUUUGAUCUUUAAAAACCUAAAUCUCUGUGAAGCUAGCCUAUUUAAUUUGUACAGAUUUCACAAGGCUUUUUCAAUGUUUGUGUGUUUACAUAUUUAUUGUCUGUCCGUAUCACUAGCCUCCUAUACCAGAAUACUGGGAAGACAUGGUAUUACCACCAACUUGAAGAAUCAUCUCUCAUUGAAGGUUACAGUGUUUUAUCACUGUUGGUCUUAUUGGACCACGCGGACAUGACUAUUAAGAACAGGAGCCCCAGGGGAACUAAGUAACAGUGACUUCAUUUUCUAAUUCCCUUUGUAUUUUUAUAUAUCAGACAGAGAUGUGAACACUGGAACAAUACAUGUCAGUGAUUCAUGAACAACCCACAAAUUCACUUAAAACAUUUCUGAUAAAACCUCACUGCAAAAGACCUGUAUAAGAUGAAUAACACGCAUCUGCUGGUGAUGCUUUUGUUAUACAUGCAAUACCUCUCAUAUUUAAUGGAACACUGGUUGCACUUCCUAUGUUUUUUGUUCCAGUUACACACAUUGAACAAUACAAUUAUUUUAUUGCCUGCAAAAUAUGUAAAUGUUUGUGUGCGACUUCUGAUUGUGUAAUUUAACAAAUGAAAAAUUAGGAUUUACUUUUACUGUCCAUUUAAUUCAAUGAAACAUUGUAACACAAACUCUGACUUUAAAUUAACACUCCCAAAUUGAAUUGAUUAAUUAUUCUAUUGUGCUCCAAUCUUUGUAAUUUUGAGAAUAUUUUCACUUGAAAACUGUUUAAAACUGUUUCUGAAAAUAAAAUCUGGGUGUGCUCCAGUAAGUCAGUAUGUAGUUUUUGAGUGCCUUAAAUCAAUCAUCUUGUGUGUAUGUAUCAAAAAUAGGAGAUACAGAUU